Staurois parvus is the source of this 345-nucleotide messenger RNA. Lineage: Eukaryota; Metazoa; Chordata; Amphibia; Anura; Ranidae. The record is from the annotation of a GenBank genome assembly.
AUGUGCCACUUUCAGGUCUCCUCACACUGCUGGUGUGUUCCAUUUUGUCAUAGGGUGCUGGCAGAUUACGGGCCUCCCAUUGCUGCUGCCAGGCCCGUAAUCUGCCAUGGGCCCCUGUACCGCCUCCUCAUGCUGCUGCCAGGUCCAGAGUGUCUCAUGGGUCCCUGUACGGCCUCCCAUUGCUGCUGUCUCCAUCGCCACACUCUGCCAUGUGCCACUUUCAGGUCUCCUCACACUGCUGGUGGGUUCCAUUUUGUCAUAGGGUGCUGGCAGAUUACGGGCCUCCAUUGCUGCUGCCCAUGGGCCCCGUACCGCCUCCUCAUGCUGCUGGCCCGUAAUCUCCCA